This is a messenger RNA of Ficedula albicollis (Collared flycatcher), 1308 nucleotides long. RefSeq names its product Xg blood group (gene XG). The coding region runs from base 274 to 762 and encodes 162 amino acids. Gene Ontology annotation, biological process: homotypic cell-cell adhesion; positive regulation of neutrophil extravasation; T cell extravasation. The transcript is spliced from 9 exons. The record is from RefSeq and is a predicted model, not a curated record. NCBI's taxonomy places the organism in Eukaryota, Metazoa, Chordata, Aves, Passeriformes, Muscicapidae.
UCCUGCCUGGGUGAUAAAUAAGUUUCUUGGAGCACAGGUGGUGCCUAGUGUGCUGCUCACAGCUUGGCUCUAGAAGGGUUGCUCGCUUUUUUUACUUGCCUUGUGCGCAGAAAGGUUUCUCUCUCUCUUGCAGAGCUUGGGUGUGGUGGUGAGAAACCUCUUGGGACAGAGCUGCUGAUUCCAGGUGUGUCCCUCAAGCCUUGUCACUGCAGUUGCAACUUCACUGCUUGGAAAAAAAUCAACUAGAGGAGUUAAGGCACUGUAUAAAAGAGCAUGGAGAAAUUCAGAAGUAUUUUGCUUUUGUGCCUUGGCUUCCUUCUAGUCCACGUAAGAGGUCAAGGUGAUUUUGAUUUAGCUGAUGCCCUUGAUCACCCUGAUGACAUAAUUACCAGGAAGCCUACAGUGAUCAGAAGACCAACGAGACCUGUGUACAACAAUGACCUACAUUUAGGAGAUGCUCUUGGUGGGGGUGACAUCUCAAGAAAACCUUUAUACCCACCUCUUCCACCACGCCCAGGAACUUACGGUGGUAACUCUGGAGGUUUUGAUGACUCGGAUCUCCUUGAUGGAAAGCCUUUACCACCAGGAGGCGAGGAGCAUCAUUUCAAUCAUGGAGGAAACACAGAUUCGGGUUUAAUAGCUGGAGUUACAUCUCCUGUAAUUUCAGCUUUUGUAAUACUGGUUGUUGGAUCAAUAGCAGCCUACACCGCUUACAAGAACAAGAAACUUUGCUUCAAACCACGUGGUGGGGCUACAGUGUAAACCACUGAAAGAAGAGUUGCUGUCUGACCACAGGCUCCUUUGGUUGGUGACGUUCUACAUUGCCAUUCCGACAGAAGAAAAUCUUCCUCUAACGAACGUUUUCCUGAGACAUUGCGAUCUUUAUCUAACCUGAUGUCACUUUUGCACCUUGAGCUUUAUGUCAUCAAAGAUACGCUUCAAACAUCCAGGGAUUGUACUGCACUCCCUGACCUGCGUCCAUAAGGGCUGGAUUUUCACUCAGAAGUUAUCUUAAGUACAAAGAAAUCAAGUUUGAUAUAAACUAAAAAUGGAAAGAAUUGGGUUUGUGAGGACUCCAGUCACCAAAUAAAAUCUUUUCAUGUUUUCAAAAUUAGCCAAAAAAACUUAUUUGUUCUAAUAGAAUUGGGAUAAGGAGUUUGCUAUUUCCUUUCACGCUUGUUGGGUUUCUCCAUUAUAUUUUUGUAAUGUUUACUAUAUUUAAAGAAAAUUUGUAGCUGUCAAAAGGAUUAAAAAUUUGAAUGCCUUUGCUUUGUAUUUAUGUCUGAAUACUAGCAAACUGAAAGGAAU